This is a messenger RNA of Erigeron canadensis, 339 nucleotides long. RefSeq lists its product as uncharacterized. The transcript has a single exon. NCBI's taxonomy places the organism in Eukaryota, Viridiplantae, Streptophyta, Magnoliopsida, Asterales, Asteraceae. The record is from RefSeq and is a predicted model, not a curated record. Bases 1 to 339 code for a protein of 112 amino acids.
AUGUCCUUCAAAAGAAGAGACGAAUAUGAUCAGUUACCGCCACUGGUGGUGAAUCCGCCAUCACCAGUGGCGAUAGCACAAAGCCGCACAACACACCGGUCUAUUGAGACACUGGUGGUUGUACUGGCUGUAAUAAUUAUUAUAGUAGUAAUAGCAGGGUUUAUUGCAAGGUUAUGUGGUGGAAGACAUUAUGGUGGACAUGGUGGAGAUCAUGAACUUGAAGGAUGGAUUGAGAGUAAAUGUAGAAGUUGCAUUGAUUCCGGCGUGCCAUCUGCUCCGGCGCCGGCACCAUCAGCAAAGGAAGAAGUAAAACCAACAAAUGAUGAAGCCAAUAAGUGA